CAGUCUCUUAGAAAAGGGUGCCUGUCUUAUUCCCACCCUGUGGCUUCUCCACCAUGAACCGCCAAUUCACCUGCAAGCCCGGAGCUGCCAACAGGGGCUUCAGUGGCUGCUCCGCUGUGCUGUCUGGAGGCAGCUCAUCCUCUUACAGGGCAGGGAGCAAAGGGCUCAGUGGGGGUUUCAGCAGUCGGAGUCUCUACAGCCUGAGGGGCACCAGGAGCAUCUCCUUCAAUGUGGCAGGUGGCAGUGGGCGCACAGGGGCUUAUGGCUUUGGCCGGAAUCGGGUCAGUGGCUUCGCUGGCAGCAUAUUUGGCAGUGGGGCUCUGGGACCCUCGAGUCCAUCUUUGUGUCCACCUGGAGGCAUCCACCAGGUCACUGUCAACAAGAGCCUCCUGGCCCCACUCAAUGUGGAGCUGGACCCGGAGAUCCAGAAGGUACGCGCCCAGGAGCGGGAGCAGAUCAAGGCUCUGAACAACAAAUUUGCCUCCUUCAUUGAUAAGGUGCGCUUCCUAGAGCAACAGAACCAGGUGCUGGAGACCAAAUGGGAGCUGCUGCAGCAGCUGGACCUGAACAACUGCAGGAAGAACCUGGAGCCUGUUUACGAGGGCCACAUCAGCAGCCUGCAAAAGCAGCUGGACACACUGUCUGGGGACAGAGUGAGGCUGGACUCAGAACUGAGGAACAUGCGGGAUACAGUAGAGGAUUGCAAGAAGAGGUACGAAGAGGAAAUAAACAAACGUACGACUGCUGAGAAUGAAUUUGUGGUACUUAAGAAGGAUGUGGAUGCAGCGUACAUGAGCAAGGUGGAGUUGCAGGCCAAGGUGGAUGCCCUGGAUGGAGAGAUCAAAUUUUUCAAGUGCCUGUAUGAAGGGGAGAUGGCUCAGAUGCAGUCCCACAUCAGUGACACAUCUGUCAUCUUGUCCAUGGAUAACAAUCGCAGCCUGGACCUGGACAGCAUCAUCUCUGAAGUCCGCACUCAGUAUGAGGACAUCGCCCGGAAGAGCAAGGCCGAGGCGGAGUCAGCGUACCAGACGAAGUUCCAGGAGCUGCAGCUGGUAGCUGGCCGGCAUGGGGAUGACCUCAAACACACUAGGAAUGAGAUCUCUGAGCUGACUCGGUUCAUGCAGAGACUGCGAUCAGAAAUCGAGAAUGUGAAGAAGCAAUGCUCCAACCUGGAGAUGGCCAUCGCUGAUGCCGAGCAACGAGGUGACUGUGCCCUCAAGGACGCACGGGGCAAGCUGGAUGAGCUGGAGGGUGCCCUGCAGCAGGCUAAGGAGGAACUGGCCCGAAUGCUGCGUGAGCAUCAGGAGCUGAUGAGUGUGAAGCUGUCCCUGGACAUUGAGAUCGCCACCUACCGCAAGCUGCUGGAGGGCGAGGAGUGCAGGAUGUCUGGAGAAUACACCAACUCUGUGAGCAUUUCGGUCAUCAGCAGUUCCAUGCCUGGGACAGUCGGCGCAGGCAAUAGCUUUGGGUUCAACAACACUGGCAUCUAUGGCUACCAGUCCAGCUCUGUUGGUGGGGGCUAUGGCAUAUUGCCUGGGGGCUGUGUUACCGGCAGUGGGAACUGCAGCUCCCGUGGGGAAACCAAGACCAGACUGGGUAGUGCAAGUGAAUUCAAGGAUAUCCCAGGGAAGACCUUGGCUUUGGGUUCACCCACCAAGAAAACUGUUAGAUAAAUCGACAGCCAGUUCCCCUCGUCUGCUCAGCCCUGGUUUUCUCU
Molecule: messenger RNA, 1717 nt
Organism: Nannospalax galili (Upper Galilee mountains blind mole rat)
Lineage: Eukaryota; Metazoa; Chordata; Mammalia; Rodentia; Spalacidae
Product: keratin, type II cytoskeletal 73
Exons: 9
Coding region: 54-1673 (539 amino acids)
Biological process (GO): keratinization; intermediate filament organization
Cellular component (GO): keratin filament
Molecular function (GO): structural constituent of skin epidermis
Source: RefSeq, a predicted model, not a curated record